AUGGGACCACACCCACGUGGCCGUGUUUGUGAUCUGAAAGUGAUUCCACAGGGCGUAGAAGCAGCAGUCACAAACCUUUGCAGCAAAGGGGCAGCUCUAGGGAAACCCUUUGAAGCACAUGCCGAAGAUAUAGCAAGUGUGGCAAGUUUCAUUGAGACCAAGCUCGUCACAUGCUACCUACGUAUGAGGAAGCCUGACCUUGCCCUGAACCACGCACACAGGAGUAUUGUUUUAAACCCAGCCUAUUUCCGAAACCAUCUUCGUCAGGCAGCCGUGUUUAGAUGUCUGGAGAGAUACUCAGAAGCCGCCCGGAGUGCCAUGAUUGCUGACUACAUGUUCUGGCUCUGUGGAGGAAGCGAGCACUGUGUAAGCAAGCUCAUCAAACUGUAUUGGCAGGCCAUGAUUGAAGAAGCCAUCACCAGAGCCGAGGCUUUCUCAGUUAUGUACACACCCUUUGCAACAAAAAUAAGGGCUGAUAAAAUCGAAAAAGUGAGAGAGGUGUUCAUCAGAACUCACCCUGCAUACGUGGACUGUAUCUACACAGACACCCAAGGACUCCACGUACUGCCUCAGACGGCUGACUGGUCAUCUUUUCCUCCUCAACAGUAUCUGUUGACGCUUGGGUUCAAAAACAAAGAAGAUGGGAAGUUUUUGGAAAAGGUGUCAAGCAGGAAGCUGCCCACUUUCACAGAACAUAAAACUCCCUUCUCUCUGCUGACCAGAGAAGACACGGUGAGGCUGAUGGAGACGGUGGGGAAGCGAAUCCUGCCAAUCCUGGACUUUAUCCGAAGCACACAACUGAAUGGGAAUUUCCAUGCCUGCUCAGGUGUGAUGGAGAAGCUGCACUAUGCCAGCCUCCUCAGCCGGCUGCAGAGAGUGAAGGAGCAGGCCCAGGUGAUCAAUCAAGCAAUGGCCGAGCUGGCAACCGUCCCUUAUCUCCAGGACAUCAGUCAACAGGAGGCGGAAUUGCUGCAGUCGCUAAUGGCAGACGCCAUGGACACCCUUGAAGGAAGACAGAGUGACAAAGAACGUGUGUGGAAUACAAUCCAAAAGGUCGGACGAAUUGAAGACUUUCUAUACCAACUAGAAGACAACUUCUUAAAAACUAAGAAACUGAGAACUGCUCGGAGGCAGAAAACGAAACUGAAGAGGCUUCAAACUGUGCAGCAAAACUAGACCCUAGGGAGCAGGCUGACCGACCGAGGUGUCUUGAGAGGCUGAGGUGAACAGCAUCUGGGUAACAAAGGCUGUCACCACAGCACACCCUUGCCAAAGAUACUCUAUACUUCUUUAAUUUCAACUGGUAGCAAUAAACGUUCUCAACAUGCUUGACUUGA
This is a messenger RNA of Peromyscus eremicus (cactus mouse), 1337 nucleotides long. RefSeq names its product spermatogenesis associated 16 (gene Spata16). The record is from RefSeq and is a predicted model, not a curated record. NCBI's taxonomy places the organism in Eukaryota, Metazoa, Chordata, Mammalia, Rodentia, Cricetidae. The transcript has 10 exons. Gene Ontology annotation, cellular component: Golgi apparatus. Gene Ontology annotation, biological process: spermatogenesis. Gene Ontology annotation, molecular function: protein binding. Bases 1 to 1176 code for a protein of 391 amino acids.